CACUCACCUCGGUAUAUUCGUCAAGGCGACGACAGAAUUCUGUUUAAGAGAUGAUGCUAUAAGAAGACAGCUCGCACGGAGCCAUUCCUUUUCAUACACCCGUUCCCUCGUUCUCUCUCGACACAUUCGCAUUCGGCCCUUUGAGUCUGUGAACAAUGGCGCAGGCCAGCUCUCUGCUUCUCCUACCGGCCCUGGCACCUUCUUCGCCGUCGUCUUCGUUCAAAUCAGCCUAUAAGAUCACAUUUGAGUCCCUUCUCCCUAAGCUCGUCCCUGCCGACAAAGAGUCCACCUCUCGUCUGGACAUCGGCUUGGUCCUGUCCCCCUCUUACCCCCUGAGCACUAACUCCUCACGCGCCACCGUCUUUCCCCUCAUUCAGAAUCUCCUAAAGAAGACGUAUAGCCUUAUUUGCUCCGUCGCCGCCCAGCAAGAGAUCGACCUCGACUUUCCUGGCGGUAUCGAUGUGAGGAUAUUCAUUUUGGAAGCUCGGCUCGAUGGACUCCCUGAGAGUAUCGUUGGCAAGCAGUAUCUGUCCGGACCGAUAGUGGACAUCAAGACCUUUGCCCUCUCCGACCGGUCUUAUACGGCGCUUUUUUCCGUUGAAGGCGAGGCUCAAGAAGCUUCCCUCCAGCAAGUCAUCAGAAUAUGGAACUCCAAGUCCAACCCUCCGCCGCUACCGCCUAUCCACCGCCUCCAGAGUGGUCCCGCGAUUGUUCAUCCUGAGAGCUCCUCGCGGAAUCCCUCAGAACCGGUUAUUGAAGACGGACCGCUUACAAUCCACCGUUCUGUUGCUGUAGGGGGUACAUUCGACCACUUACACAUUGGCCACAAACUGCUCUUGACCGCCACUAUUCUGACCGCCGAGCCAGCCCAGUCUCCUUCCCCCAACCCCAAAGAGUCUCGAUUGAUCACGGUCGGUAUCACCGGAGACGAACUGCUCGUCAACAAAAAGUACGGUUCCCUGGUCGAACACUGGGAUGUCCGACAACAACGCACCGCGGAAUUCAUUGACUCCAUUCUGGCCUUCUACCCUCGCAAGUCAAGUACGAGCACAGCCCCAACCGCAACCGCUAACAGUCUCUCGACGACCGAGUAUAUCGAUGAGCCCGGACCAAACGGUAAAGUCGUCCGUGUCAAAUAUCAAUUCCCAAACUCUCCGACCAUAUCCGCAAGCACCAACAUGGCAGACAUGACGAUAAAUUACACCCAGAUUUCCGAUCCGUUUGGGCCCACCAUCACAGACCCCGAUAUCACUGCGCUGGUGAUUUCUGCCGAAACGCGCAGUGGCGGGAAAGCUGUCAACGACAAGCGGACAGAAAGAGGCUGGAAAGCACUGGAAGUUUUCGAGGUCGAUGUCUUGGAUGCAGGCGUCGGAUUAGACGACGACGACGACGACGGUGAUCUGACCGAGGACGCGCCAGGGAAGGAGGAGCAAAAGAAGGGGUUUGAGACUAAAAUCAGCAGUACCGAGAUAAGGAAGAGGUUACAGAACAGGGCGCCGACAAUACACCAGUAGAACACGCGCGACAGUCAGAGCAACAGCUGUUGGAAUACUAAAACCUGCUUAAAGUCGGAGCUCACUUGGAUCGCUGCAAUAGCCCAUACUAUGUCCAUAUAUCAAGGGAUAUACUGCGCCGAGAAUACUGCAGCACUACAUACAACCCGAGUCAUGAUUUAUAAUUGCAAUGUA
This is a messenger RNA of Cladophialophora immunda, 1688 nucleotides long. RefSeq lists its product as uncharacterized. Lineage: Eukaryota; Fungi; Ascomycota; Eurotiomycetes; Chaetothyriales; Herpotrichiellaceae. Gene Ontology annotation, biological process: coenzyme A biosynthetic process. Gene Ontology annotation, molecular function: dephospho-CoA kinase activity. The transcript has a single exon. The record is from RefSeq and is a predicted model, not a curated record. Bases 156 to 1514 code for a protein of 452 amino acids.